Saccoglossus kowalevskii is the source of this 2532-nucleotide messenger RNA. Its product is annotated as arylsulfatase B-like. Lineage: Eukaryota; Metazoa; Hemichordata; Enteropneusta; Harrimaniidae. The record is from RefSeq and is a predicted model, not a curated record. Gene Ontology annotation, molecular function: sulfuric ester hydrolase activity.
AUGUCAUAUUCAAGUCAACUACUAUGCACCACUAUCAAAGCACCUUUAAAUAGUUUGCCAUUAUUUUAUUGUGAACUCCUCCAGUGUUGGAAAUCUGUUGAUAAAGUGCGUAAAUUAAAUGAUGAUAACGUAACUGAUAUUCUUAAUGAGCCACUGUUUAACAACCCACUCAUCAUACAUCCCAUAAGAAAUGAGGCUUUUGCGCUCAGACACUUUGUUGACGCGGGAAUAACCGAAGUAUGUGAUUUAGUUUCAGAAACGAAUAAAACUUGGUUGGAGGCCGCUGAUAUGUCGGAUAAAAUUAAAAUCCAUUCGGAACAUAUUCUUCAUCUCAGUAUCAAAGUUAUUCACGAUUCUAUUCCUACCAAAUGGAAAGAUACUAUCAACACUUACUUCAAAGGGAACGAGAAGUGUAAUCAACCUCUUUCACGUCAUAGCUUUGAACUGCACUUUUCUGAUGAACUAAAUUUGCCACUAUAUAAGUUUGAAAAGGGCGCAAUCUAUAAAUAUCUAAUACGUGUCCUGUCAAUAACACAACACCCACAAAAACUUGACACUGUUUGGCGUGACAUCCUUAGUCUGCCUGAAAAUGCUAAACCCAACUUCAAGGAUUACUAUGAAACACCAGUCAUCAACAAAUAUGGGGAUCUACAGUGGCGUAUUGUCCAUGGUGCCUUUCCAACGGGGAGAUUUCUGUUCAAUGCUCGUUUACUUUUCAAGGUUUUUAAGAAACUAAAAAACUCCGAUCUAGUAACAUUCCAACAGAAAUCCCGAAUCCAUAAAAUACUCAUCAAACUACAGAAUCACCUGAAAAGUCAUGCAGGGUUGUGUACUAUUGGUGACAUGAUUAAUCAUGAUGAACGUCGCUGGACGACUUGUGCCGAUUUACACCAGCUAGUGCCAAUCUAUUCACUAAGUUCAUUGGAGAAAGCACUAUACAUUCUCAAACAAUCUAUACCAGAGAAUCUCAUACAGAAAAUAACUGAAUAUUGGUCAAUGGACAACGACUGUUGUGGUAGCUCUAAUGUGUCAGACAGCUGUCAGAGCGAAGACACAAACACAGACAGCAGUAAUGUAUUGGGUCAAGAAAAACCUCCACAUAUCAUUUUUAUCGUUGUAGAUGAUCUUGGAUGGAAUGACGUUGGUUAUAAUAAUCCCGUGUUCAAGACGCCUACGAUCGAUAGACUUGCCGGUAGCGGAGUAAAACUUCUGAAUUACUACGUGGCAAGCCAUUGCCUUCCAUCAAGGAAUAUGUUGAUGACUGGAAGACAUGCUAUUCAACUAGGAAUUCAGCGCCAUGGUUUCGGAUACCAUCCUCGGUCCUUGCCAUUGGACGAGACUACUAUAGCACAGCCGCUGAAACAAGUUGGCUAUUCAACCCACAUAAUUGGUAAAUGGCAUUGUGGGUUUUACUCGGAUAAUUGCUUGCCUCAUAACAGAGGAUUUGACACAUUUUUCGGUUUCGUUGGAGCAGGCAUAGAGCAUUAUACACACUCCGAUCAUUUUAAUCAUAUGCACAACCUCAGAAAAAAUGAUGAUUGCAUAGCUAAGCAGUAUAUUGGUAAAUAUUCCACAACAAUUUAUGCAAAUGAAGGAAAGAAUAUAAUUAAUGCCCAUGAUCAAAACAAACCAUUUUUUCUUUACCUGUCAUUCUCCGCUGUACACACACCUCUUGAAGUUCCAUCCUCGUAUUUGAAACAAUACGAGUCAACAAUAUAUGACGAGGAUAGACGAACAUAUGCAGCGAUGACAUCAUGUGUAGACGAGGCUAUCGCGAAUAUCACUGAAGCCCUUGAAGAGAAAGACAUGUUGAAAAACAGUAUAAUCGUUUUUACUUCUGACAAUGGCGGUGCUGUAGAAAGAUCGGCUGGCAGCAACUGGCCUCUGAGAGGAGGAAAACAUACAAUUUGGGAAGGAGGUGUAAAAGCAGUUGGGUUUGUUUAUGGUGAAUUGCUUCCACAUCACUCACGUGGUACUGAGAAUACAGGUUUGAUGCAUAUCACAGACUGGUUUCCAACGUUAGUAACAUUGGCUGGUGCAAAUCCACAUGUCGGAAAGAAGCUAUACGGAGUUGAUCAGUGGAAGAUGGUAACUGGGGAAGGAAAAUCUCGGCGCGACGAUGUGCUGAUUGAACUUGUGAAAGAUAAUAAAGCGAGUACACGCUAUAGAACUGGUAUAUUUAAAAAUCAUCCUUUUGACAUUACAACACGUGCAGCGAUGAAAAUGGGAAAAUGGAAGUUAUUGACUGGUCCAAUUGGAGGAGCAAGUGAUUGGGUUAAACCCAAAGAGAUGAACUCCGAGCAUAGUGUAAUAGAGGAUCCUGAUUUCGACGCAACACGUAUGGUGCGACUAUAUAACAUAGAAGACGAUCCAACUGAAACAACUGACUUAUCAGAGAUAAAUCACCAUAUUGUAGCUGAAAUGCUGGCAAAACUACAUAACUUUUCCAAAGAGACCUUGCUUGGCCAGUCACGAAUAUUUCCGCGUGCUAAUUUUGAUGGGAUGGGAGAAUGCAUAAGUCCAUGGGUAUAA